Eurypyga helias (sunbittern) is the source of this 812-nucleotide messenger RNA. RefSeq names its product alpha-tectorin-like. The transcript has 6 exons. Lineage: Eukaryota; Metazoa; Chordata; Aves; Eurypygiformes; Eurypygidae. The annotation marks the transcript as partial. Gene Ontology annotation, biological process: cell-matrix adhesion. The record is from RefSeq and is a predicted model, not a curated record.
AUGAAGCACUCCGUGGCUUUGCUCUUGCUCUUAGGAGCCGUGGUGGACGUCCAACCGGUGGAGGAGAAAGCGUCCCUGCUCUACCCCUACGGUCUGGACCAGCGUGACCACAAGAACCCCAAACUUGAUGAUGGGACGUCGAAGAAGCUCUCCCUCGCUGUGCCCUUCACCUUCUACGGCAAAAAGCACCAAAAUCUUUACGUGAACAACAACGGGGUGAUUUCCUUCGGCACCCGCGUCAACCAAUACACCCCCGACCCCUUGCCCCUGGCCGACGGACGCUCCUUCGUGGCCCCGUACUGGGCCGACGUGGACAAUGUGCGGGGAGGAGAUAUCUUCUACCGAGAGACCACCGACCCGGCGCUGCUGGCACGCAUCACCACCGACAUCAACCGGUAUUUCCCCGCCAUAUCCUUCACCGCCACGUGGGCUUUCGUGGCCACCUGGGACCGUGUGGCCUACUACGGCUCCACCACCAACAAGGCCAACACCUUCCAAGCCACCCUGACCACCGACACCAAGACGUCCUUCAUCAUCCUCAACUAUUGGGAUAUCCAGUGGACUACGGGGGCGGCGAGCGACGGUGACGCCGAAACAGGUCUUGGAGGCACCCCGGCCCAUGCCGGCUUCAACAGUGGAGAUGAAACCAACUUCUACAACAUCCCCAGCUCCCAGACCGACGCCAUCAUCAACCUCACCCGGACCUCCAACGUCAACGUCCCGGGGCGUUGGGUCUUCCAAGCGGAUCACUUCCAGGUGACGGGGGUCCCCACUGAGGUGUCCAAGGUCGCUGACAGCAACAACUGCUGGUU